AUGGUUUCUCACUCAGUCAACAAGACCGCCCUCCACCCUGGUGGUGUCGAGCCAGGUCGUGAACACACCGAACUCGAAGAAGAACUUUACACUACUGCUCACAUCGACUACGACCGCGUGGCUAUCGUUGCCAACCCCUCAGUAUCUGCCCUUUAUGAAGAUGCCCUAGUCUACGAGACCGGCACAGCCAUUACAUCCUCCGGUGCCUUGAGUGCCUACUCUGGUAGCAAGACUGGUCGUUCUCCGCUCGACAAGCGUGUAGUCAAGGAACCCAGCUCUGAGAAGGACAUAUGGUGGGGACCUGUCAACAAGCCCAUGUCAUCAGAGGUCUGGAAGAUCAACAGAGAGAGAGCUAUCGACUACCUCAACACUCGAAACCGCAUUUAUGUUAUCGAUGGUUAUGCUGGCUGGGAUGAACGAUACCGCAUCAACGUUCGAGUGGUUUGCGCACGUGCCUAUCAUGCCCUGUUCAUGCGAAAUAUGCUCAUCAGGCCUUCUCGCGAGGAGUUGAAGAAGUUCCACCCUGACUAUGUCAUCUACAAUGCUGGUUCUUUCCCGGCCAACAGAUACACCACCGGCAUGACCAGCGCCACCAGCGUUUCCAUCAACUUUGCCGAGAAAGAAAUGGUCAUCCUUGGUACCGAGUAUGCGGGUGAGAUGAAGAAGGGUGUUUUCACGGUCCUCUUCUACGAGAUGCCUGUCAAGCACAACGUCCUGACCCUGCACUCUUCCGCCAACGAGGGAGAGAAGGGUGACGUUACUGUCUUCUUCGGCCUGUCGGGCACUGGAAAGACCACUCUUUCGGCCGAUCCCAAGCGAAAGCUCAUUGGUGACGAUGAGCACUGCUGGAGUGACAAGGGCGUCUUCAACAUCGAAGGUGGAUGUUACGCCAAGUGCAUUGGGCUGUCCGCCGAGAAGGAGCCCGAUAUCUUCGGCGCCAUCAAAUUCGGUUCGGUCUUGGAGAAUGUCGUCUUCGACCCCGAGACUCGCGAUGUCGACUACGAUGAUUCCACCCUGACCGAGAACACUCGAUGCGCCUACCCUAUCGAGUAUAUCGGCAACGCCAAGAUUCCUUGCCUCAGCAACAACCACCCAACCAACAUCAUCCUGCUUACCUGCGACGCCCGCGGUGUGCUACCACCCAUCUCCAAGCUCAACACUGCUCAGACCAUGUUCCACUUUAUUUCUGGAUACACCUCCAAGAUGGCCGGCACAGAGGAUGGUGUUACAGAACCACAAGCCACCUUCUCCUCCUGCUUCGCCCAGCCAUUCUUGGCGCUUCACCCUAUGCGCUACGCAAAGAUGCUUGCAGACAAGAUCUCUGAACACAAUGCCAAUGCCUGGCUUCUCAACACUGGCUGGGUUGGUGCCGGAGCGGCCACUGGUGGUAAGCGUUGCCCAUUGAAGUAUACCCGAGCCAUCCUGGAUGCCAUUCACUCUGGCGAGCUUGCCAAGCAGGAGUACGAGACGUAUGAUGUGUUCAACCUCAGUGUCCCCAAGACAUGCCCUAAUGUUCCCGAUGAGAUGCUCAACCCCAAGAAGAGCUGGACUGGCUCGGCCGAUUUCGGUGAAGAAGUCACCAAGUUGGGCAAGCUGUUUAACGAGAACUUCCAGAAAUAUGCCGAUGAGGCUACCGAGGAGGUUAUCAAGGCUGGACCGGCUGCGUAA
Messenger RNA from Exophiala viscosa, 1668 nucleotides. Its product is annotated as phosphoenolpyruvate carboxykinase [ATP]. The transcript has 3 exons. Gene Ontology annotation, biological process: gluconeogenesis. Bases 1 to 1668 code for a protein of 555 amino acids. Lineage: Eukaryota; Fungi; Ascomycota; Eurotiomycetes; Chaetothyriales; Herpotrichiellaceae. The record is from RefSeq and is a predicted model, not a curated record. Gene Ontology annotation, cellular component: cytosol. Gene Ontology annotation, molecular function: phosphoenolpyruvate carboxykinase (ATP) activity; ATP binding.